AUGAGUGAAGAGAUGAAGAGGAGCGGCGGCGGUGCAGUGGUGGCGCCGCUUAUGUCUUCCUCCGACGAUCGAAAAUCCUCGUCCGGAUCGAAUCCCAGCAAGAAAGUCAUCGUUAAGAGCGCAGAUAUGAAAGAGGACAUGCAGAAAGAAGCCAUCGACAUUGCGGUUGCUGCGUUCGAGAAUUUUAAUGUGGAGAAGGAUGUAGCAGAGCACAUAAAGAAGACGUUCGACAAAAAAUAUGGCCCAACUUGGCAUUGCAUCGUCGGCAAAAACUUCGGUUCCUAUGUGACUCACGAGACAAAUCACUUUGUCUACUUCUAUCUGGACUCAAAAGCAAUACUCCUGUUCAAAUCUGGCUGA
This is a messenger RNA of Striga hermonthica, 360 nucleotides long. Lineage: Eukaryota; Viridiplantae; Streptophyta; Magnoliopsida; Lamiales; Orobanchaceae. The record is from the annotation of a GenBank genome assembly.